Messenger RNA from Paracoccidioides brasiliensis Pb18, 1524 nucleotides. RefSeq lists its product as uncharacterized. Gene Ontology annotation, molecular function: hydrolase activity. The record is from RefSeq and is a predicted model, not a curated record. The coding region runs from base 1 to 1524 and encodes 507 amino acids. The transcript has 3 exons.
AUGGAGACGCCCUCUACAUUUAUCCGGGGUAUUCUCUUGAUUUUCGUUGCUUUCUACGGGCUCUUUACAUUUUGCAUGUAUAGUGCCUUUUUCAUCUGGUCAGGAGCUGUCUUCCAGCGGACGACGGAGCAGCGGAGAUUGGAGCUGUUGCUAGCAAAGGACCGCCUUUGGAACCUCUCGAAGCAAUGGGAAGGCUUCUCCCACCACUUCCUAACCCUCAAGAAUGGCUUCAAGUUCCACUAUGUCUCCAGUGACAACCUCUUGGCCAUGGAAAACACAUCACAAACAAUGGCAACCAAGAAAUCAAAAGCAAGAAAGCCGCUUGUCAUUUUUAUGCACGGCUUUCCGGACAGCUGGGCGAUUUGGCGCCACCUGCUGGUCUCGUCAGUGCUUUGGGAGAAGUCUACUAUUGUUGCUUUUGACCUACCAGGAUAUGGCGGGAGCGACUCGUUAAAGAAAUACGGCGCAACGGAGGUUUUGGAACAUGUUGCUGAGUUCAUUCUUGCUAUCAGGCGCAAGUAUGGGAUUAAUGUCAACGGUAAUGGUGAUGGUGAUAAGGUUACUGAUUCAGAUACGGGCGCGGGCGCGAGUGGGGAUAAGAAGCAGAAUCCAGCAAAGGUUAUUCUUGUUGCACAUGAUUGGGGUGCUGUGAUAGGUUUUCGUCUCGCAUCGGAAGCCCCACAAUUGGUCGACAGGUUUAUCUUGACGAAUGGUCCCUUACUACCAUUGGCGAGAGCAAAUAUUUCGCUUGCAUGGAAAUCCUCGGGAAAAAUGUUAAUGACAUUUCUGCGAAACCCAUUCCACUCCCACAGGCUUCUCCUACGGGCUAUAUCUAGGCUGAGCCCGUUAUUACGCCAACUGUUCCUCUCAGGGUACAUUUUUGUGUUUCAGCUUCCCAUGCCCAUAGUGCGUUACGUGGGCAGCGGUGGCAAUUACUCCUUGUUAAAGGCGAUCCACCAGCGGGCGGCAGGGAAAGUCGACGAAUUCACUGUCCGAGAUGCCCAAGAGUCCAUGGCGAGCACUUUGGGUCCUGGCAGCUCGGAAUGCAACACUACAACAAAGGACGGUGAAGGGUACCCACCCAGUGUCUUACGGCGCAGCAAGCUAGGAAACUUCGGUGACAUGAUCUCCUAUUACCGACAUGGUGCUGCAGUGAGCACUUGGCACAAAUCUCUUGAGACAAUUUCCGCACUGUACGGGCUUGGGGAGUCUCGACGGACGAGCAGCGGGAUGCCGCUCCAGGACGGGCCCCACGGAGCACUGAGGGCGAAUGCGACAAUUGUAUGGGGAGAGCGUGAUAGGGCGCUGGACCCUCGGGUGAUUCUGGAAGGAAUCGCAGACUACCUAGUACAUGGCAGUCAGCUGGUUAUAUUGCCGCGUACGGCGCAUUACACACCAAUGGAGGUGGAAGGGUGCGCGGCUUUGGAGAAGGCUGUGGAGUGGGCUAUUUGUGGUGAGCAUGGGGAUGUUGGUGCGGCAAUUACUGACGUGUAUCCUGGCGCUGUUGUGACGGUGAGGAAAUAA